CGCGUAACUCCAAAGUUUAUAUUUUACGUAGACGUUAAGUAGAAGCCUGUUCACAAAAUAAUUUACUUCAUUUCAUAUUAUUAACAUGAAUUUUUUAUUGUUGUUCACUCUUUUGAGUGUUUUAAAAUUAGAUUUAACUUUAGAAUCUCCUGUUUCAAGUGGCGAUGUUAAAGAAAAUGAAGCGUCACAUAAUUACGAAAUUAACGAAGAUACUUUGCGUCUAGUUAUAGUGGUCAUGCGUCAUGGCGAACGUGCACCCCAAGAUACUUAUCCAAAUGAUCCUCAUGUGACAGAUACCAUGAAACCAUAUGGUUGGGGCCAAUUAACAAAUUUAGGUCGAGUUAAUCAGUAUAAUCAAGGAAUCUUUUUAAGACAACGUUAUAAUCAAUUUUUGGGCCAGACUUAUAAUCCUGAUAUAUUUUAUUUGCAAUGUACCUCUGUCGAUCGUACUAAAAUGUCAGCUAUGUUAGAAGCAGCUGGACUGUGGAAACCGACUCUAGAGCAAUCUUUCAAAGCUGAUUUUCCUUGGCAGCCUGUUACAUUAUUUUAUCAGAGACGCUCGGAAGAUACCCUCAUGUUAAUAUGGAAUACAUGCCCGAAAUAUGCUCAAGCGCGUAACACUAUAUUGCAAUUACCGGAAGUUCAAAAUGUGCAAAAUGAAAAUAAACAACUUUACGAAGAAUUAACAAAUUUAACAGGCAUGACAAUUGCAUCUCCUGAUGAUGUUAGUUCAUUGUACAGUACAUUAAAAGCAGAGGUAGUAAUGAAUUUAACUUUACCUGACUGGACUACGAAAUAUUAUCCUGAUAAAUUAUUACCUUUAACAAUGUAUGAUUUUAAACUUAACACGUAUAACGAUAUGCUUAAACGGCUUAAAGGCGGUCCAUUGCUUAAAAAGAUCGUUUAUGAUAUGAUAGCCAAAAAAGAAGGAACUUUACAUCCUGAAACAAGAAAAAUGUUUAUGUAUGUAGGACAUGAUAGUACUGUAGUAACUUUACUUGAUGUACUACACAUUUGGCAUGAUCAAAUGCCAGAAUAUAACAUUAUGACUCUGAUAGAACUUCAUGAAGAUGACAAUGGUUGGAAUGUUCAGGUAUUCUUAAGAAAUACAACUAGCCAUAAGCCAUAUCCAAUGACUAUACCUGGAUGUGCCAUGAUUUGCCCAAUAGAUAAAUUUAUAAAAAUCUUAGAACCAAUGAUCCCUGAUAAUUGGGAGGAUGAAUGUAAAAUUGAUGGAAAAUAUACUUUACCACCAGCACCGGCGCCAUAAUUAUAAAAAAAAAAAAUAGUUCUAUGACAUUGUUAAUAGUGUGAUUAUAGAAAUGAAUUCAUUAUCUCUAAUAACUUUUAAACAGAAAAAUUUAGUAUUAUUUAUAAAUAUAAAAAUAUUUUAUACUUUAA
This is a messenger RNA of Vespula pensylvanica (western yellowjacket), 1401 nucleotides long. Its product is annotated as prostatic acid phosphatase-like. The record is from RefSeq and is a predicted model, not a curated record. Lineage: Eukaryota; Metazoa; Arthropoda; Insecta; Hymenoptera; Vespidae. The coding region runs from base 86 to 1270 and encodes 394 amino acids. The transcript is spliced from 7 exons. Gene Ontology annotation, molecular function: phosphatase activity. Gene Ontology annotation, biological process: dephosphorylation.